Messenger RNA from Ascoidea rubescens DSM 1968, 1893 nucleotides. RefSeq lists its product as uncharacterized. The record is from RefSeq and is a predicted model, not a curated record. The coding region runs from base 165 to 1793 and encodes 542 amino acids. NCBI's taxonomy places the organism in Eukaryota, Fungi, Ascomycota, Saccharomycetes, Ascoideales, Ascoideaceae. The transcript has a single exon.
ACGGGCCAUCUGCGGUAUUGGAAAUUUUUCAGCAAGCUUUGAAAUAGUAAUUUCUUAAGAUUGGUAUUGGAACCAGUAUUGGCACUGUUAUUUGUUUGAACAAUUGCAGAUUCAAGGUGGCUAAACGAAUCUUGCACAGAACAAUAGACGAAUAAAGAUCAAAGAUGGAUAGAAUUCAGACUGAGAGAUUGAACCAAAAGGAGAUUGAUAUCCAAAUAAAAAAGGAACUAGAAAAAACCGAAGAUAAUUCUUCCGAAGAUUCGAUUUAUUAUUAUGAUAUAGAUCAAUUGUAUUACUUUAUAAAAUCCUUUAACGAAUUGGGAAAUGUCAAUCGGUUGAACAAAACUGUUAUAGAAGAGUUUAACGAUGAAAAUACAACCGAAAAAAAAUCUGUAAUGCCUUUUAAAAAUUCAAUUGCAAUUUCAAAUUCAUUUACAAGAGAGUAUAACGAUAGAUAUGACAACUUAUUGUUCAAGCUUGAUUUAAUUUCAACAAGAAAUUUUGAUUCAUUUGAAAUGGUGGACAUUGAUUUGAAAAGAUUUUCUGAAAUUAAUAACAAACCAAUGACUAAUGCAUCUGAAUUUUUGGGAAUCUACAUUGAAGAUCCAGACAAUCACUUGAAUUUAAGUAUAUCAUGCUUACAACCAUUUAGAGAUUUUGAUUCAUUAAAAUCAAAUGAACAACUCAAUUCAAAGAUUGCUGAAUUGAAAGAAAGAUUACAAUGCAUGAGAUUUUUGGGCACGAAAUUGAUUAUUGUGUGUUUAAACUGUUUAGACAAUGACAAUUGUAUUAAAAACGAUGAAAAUGUUAUAAAAGACUUGAAAUUGCUAAGUGAGACUGUCUCUGAUUUUGAUAAAGACUUUAAAAUUGCAAUUGAAAUAUUAAGUUGGAGUUCAUAUGUUCAAACUCUUGAUCAUUUAUUAAAGAUUGUUAAUAAAGUUGAUAGGAAAAAUCUAGGGAUAUGUUUUGAUUCAUUUCACUAUUUAUGCGAAUUUAAGAAGAACAAUACAGAAGGUCAAUUUAAUUUAGAAAUCUUGGAUCAAAUUAUAGUUGAUGGAAGAUUGUUUUUUGUUCAAUUGUCUGAUUCAUUGAACAUAAAAUUUAAUUAUAAUAACAUUGAAAAUUUUUUAUACUAUUCAAGAAAUUUUAGAGUUUUACCUUUUCAGGGAGAUUAUUCAGAAGAAUUGGUUUCAAUAAUUCAAAAAUUGCUCUUAUAUAGACUUCAUGAGAAUGGAAUUGAAUUGUCAUUAGAGUGUUUCAAUCCAUAUAAUAUUAAUUUUAAUGAGUCAAUUGUUUCAUUAAAUUAUUUACAAUUAUUUACUAUAGACAACGUUAAAAGGGACGAUAUUAAAAUCGAUAAGGUAUUUGUGAACCAAAAACUUGGACAAAUUCAAUUUUUUGUUGAAAAUAAUCAAACGAUGAUUGACAUUGUUAAGAAGGCGUUUUUUUUAGGAUAUGAUAUUAUAGAGACUAUUGAAGAAUUGAAUCUCAAGUUCAUCUACAACGAUGGGAAAAGACACAAACGAUUGGUAGAGGAUGGGGAUGGUAAAAAGACAUUUGAGGUUUGCAUUGAUAAGUUUUAUUCAUUAAAGCUUCUUCUUUUCACAGUUUUCAACAUGGAGGUGAUUCGUAAGAACAAUGGGUGUUAUGAAAUGGGAUACGGAUCUGAUGUGAAAAUUGAGUUGAAGAUCCAGGAUUAUGGGUUGACGGUUAGUUCCUGUUUCAGUCAAACCAGUGAGGUGGAUCUGAAAAUGAAAAUUGAAAAUAGAAAUGAAAUUGAAAAUGAAAAUUGAAAAUUGAAAUCGAAUAAACUCAAAUCAGAUUUAAUAAACCCGAAUACGAUUAAAUACGAUUGUGGGCGUGAUAAUAGUGAUAGAUAUUCGAAAUACAGUU